AUAAAUAAAUAUAUAAAAAGAUACUAGGUAUGCAUUCGUUGGUAUGAUAUAAGUAAUGUUAAGCCUUGCUUGCCUCUAAAAUCUCUCAUAUAGCCGCACCUUCUCAUCUUCUCAAUCACACACUUUCGCCUCCUAUCUCCGCCUUCACUUUCUUCUCUAUCUCCUGCAGGAUUCCUGCAAGUUCUGCGGUAGCAGAUUCGAGGUGAAGGUGAAGUUGCAGUUUCUUUCAUGUUUGAACAAGCAAUCAUCCAUUUGGGAGCAAUUGAGUUGCUUGGAGAGUGUUUUUCUUCAUCUAGGAAAAAGAACAAGCCUUUGCCGAGAAAACUCAGCUGUAUGCAUCGUGCCCCUUACCAGGAACAUACUGAUCUCUGUAGUUUCUAUUUGCAGCCUCCCGUAAUCUCUGAAGGAGAGUCUUUGUGAUCAUAAUCAGCAAGCAAAUCUUUGAAUUUCAGCAUUUGCUGAUUGUGAUAUCUAGUCUGUUUCUGAGAUUUCCUUCAUUUAAGUCAUCAUGGCCUUACAGAACAUUGGUGCUGGAAACAGCGAUGAUGCCUUCUACAGGUAUAAGAUGCCAAGAAUGAUUACAAAAAUUGAGGGCAGGGGUAAUGGCAUCAAAACAAAUAUUGUCAAUAUGGUUGAAAUUGCAAAAGCUUUGGCAAGGCCACCCUCUUACACAACAAAGUAUUUUGGCUGUGAACUUGGAGCACAGUCAAAGUUUGAUGAGAAAAACGGGACUUCCCAUGUCAAUGGAUCGCAUGAUACUGCAAAACUUGCUGGUCUUCUCGAGAGUUUCAUUAAGAAAUAUGUCCAGUGUUAUGGUUGUGGAAAUCCUGAAACUGAGAUCUUGAUUACUAAGAGUCAGAUGAUCCAGUUGAAAUGUGCUGCUUGUGGUUUUGUGUCUGACGUCGAUAUGAGAGACAAGCUGACUACCUUCAUCAUUAAGAAUCCACCUGAAGUGAAGAAAGGGUCCAAAGACAAGAAGGCCAUGAGGAGAGCUGAGAAGGAGAGGCUGAAGGAAGGUGAAGCGGCUGAUGAGGAGCUUAAAAAAUUGAAGAAAGAGGUCAAGAAGAAAGUAACUUCAAAGGAAAGCACCACAAAAUCAAGCUCUUCAAGGAAAAAAGGGAAUGGGUCUGAUGAAGAUCAUACAUCUCCUACACGCAGUCCAAUUUAUGAGAAGGAUGAGGCUGAAGAUGAAGAUGAAGAUGAUGAUGUACAAUGGCAAACAGACACAUCACUGGAGGCUGCUCGGCUACGAAUCCAGGAACAGUUAAGUGCUGUCACUGCUGACAUGGUCAUGCUCUCUACAAAUGAACCAGAGAAGGAGAAAGUAGCCACUAAGGUAAGUGACAUUCCUAAUAAUGGUAAUGGUAAUGGUAACUCCAUUAACUACAAGACUCUGGUUGGGGAACUCAAAGCAAAUUUGAAGAAAGGUGUCUCGGCCAAAGAAUUGGUGUCCCAUUGGGCAACACUUCCUGUCUCUGCCCAAGAAAAGAUGAGUGCUUUGUAUGAAGCCCUAUUUGGGGACAUUGAGAAAGGGUUUGCAAAGGAAGCACUCAAGAAGAAGAGCUACCUUGCUGCUGCUGUUGCUGAGGAAGAGGGUAUGCCAUUGUUGCUGCUGCGUGCAAUUGAAGAAUUUUCUUGCAAGUCCAAUACCAAUGCACUUAAGGAGGUGGCCCUGGUUCUGAAGGCACUCUACGAUGCUGAUGCUUUGGAGGAAGAGCACAUAUUGCAGUGGUAUCAAGAAGGGUUGAAAGGCACUGACAAGAACUCUCAGAUUUGGAAAAAUGUGAAGCCUUUCAUUGAUUGGCUUCAGAGUGCAGAAUCAGAGUCAGAGGAAGAGUAGUGUUGGCCAUAUUGUUUACUUUUGUUGCUUUGAUCGUGUCUCUUAAUUUGAAUAAAAGGGUCUUGUUGUCCCCUUGUGUUGUUGAAGCUGUUGUUUUAAACUUCUGAAUUGUGAUGUUUGCCUGUGUUUCUGGCUCGUAAAAUUAUGGUCUGAGACUCUUUUGAGUAUUAUUAACAUUAUGCGUUUAGUUUUUCUUGAUCU
This is a messenger RNA of Cicer arietinum (chickpea), 2041 nucleotides long. RefSeq names its product eukaryotic translation initiation factor 5-like. Gene Ontology annotation, cellular component: cytosol. The record is from RefSeq and is a predicted model, not a curated record. Gene Ontology annotation, molecular function: eukaryotic initiation factor eIF2 binding; GDP-dissociation inhibitor activity; translation initiation factor activity. Lineage: Eukaryota; Viridiplantae; Streptophyta; Magnoliopsida; Fabales; Fabaceae. Gene Ontology annotation, biological process: formation of cytoplasmic translation initiation complex; translational initiation.